ACAUAAAUACAUUCCUAUUACCCCCCCUCUCUCUCUCUCUCUCUCCCCAUCUCUUUUCGAUUCUCGCUCACAAUCGCGUAGAAUCACUCUCUUACUAGUAACCUGGAAUCACGAAACAAGCAGCAGACCAAGACCACCCGGACGAUUCUUCUUCUGAUCAGAAACACAGAGAGACUCCCAAGAGUCUGAAGAACUCCAUCGAAGCUAUUGAAGAGGUUUAAUUGAAGGUGCUGAUCGAUUCUCUCCUUCAAAGAUCACAUUCCGAUUUUUUUUUUCUGUUUCUUUGCAGCAAACGAAGAACGAAGAUACAUCAUUUUUCAUUUUUUUUUCCAGAAACUGUAAGGAUGUUUCUAAAGGUGCAGCUGCCUUGGAAUGUCGUAAUUCCCGCUGAAAGCCUCGACACCAAAGGACUUAUGCUCCAAAAGUCUAUAAUAAUUCGCCUCUUAGAUGACUUCUCAACGAAGAAGGCAACAAAAGAGCUCGGUUAUUUUCUUGCACUAACCACUCUUGACAACAUUGGGGAAGGAAGAGUUAGGCAGCAUUCGGGUGAUGUACUCUUUCCUGUACUUUUCAGCUGCAUCACUUUCAAGCUUCACAGGGGCGAGAUCUUAGAAGGGGUUGUUCACAAGAUCUUGAAGCAUGGUGUGUUCUUGAGAUGUGGGCCCGUUGAGAAUAUCUACCUCUCGAAUCAGAAAAUGCGCGAUUAUCGGUAUGUCCCUGGGGAAAAUCCCAUCUUCAUGAAUGACAAGAUGUCCAGAAUCGAGAAAGAGGUGGCAGUGCGCUUCAUUGUCAUCGGGACAAAGUAUAUAGAGGCUGAGAAGGAUUUUCAGGCAGUGGUAAGCUUGGAGGGCGACUUUCUUGGACCUGUUGGACCUGUUUCUUAGGUGAAGCUUCUCAUUACUUGAGUCACUGCUUCUUAUCUCGUUUUGCAAUGUAAAAACAUGUUUGACAGCUUAAACUGAUUACGACUAGUCUUUUGUUGUGAAGUGUUAUUCAAAAUGGUUUUUGCACAUCUUAAGCCUUUUUAAGUUUUGAGCUGCUUCUUAUAAAAGGUGAUUUGUGGGC
Molecule: messenger RNA, 1065 nt
Organism: Camellia sinensis
Lineage: Eukaryota; Viridiplantae; Streptophyta; Magnoliopsida; Ericales; Theaceae
Source: RefSeq, a predicted model, not a curated record